Molecule: messenger RNA, 645 nt
Organism: Hydatigera taeniaeformis
Lineage: Eukaryota; Metazoa; Platyhelminthes; Cestoda; Cyclophyllidea; Taeniidae
Source: the annotation of a GenBank genome assembly
GCACGCUUUCGACUGCCAUCGCUCAAAUCUCGUUUGAUGGCAGAGAUGAUCGACGCUCUCAUUAUCUUCAUCAUCAAAUUUUACCUUAUUUAUCUCAUGGAGAAGUCCGAUGACUUUCAUAAAUUCACUAAUUCCCUUCCACGGGAGAUUCUUAACUUUAUACCUGGCUAUCGUAUACUGAUGACGUUUUGCUCAAUGACACAAAUCUACCUCGAAGUCAUGCAAAACGACGGCAUCUUCGACUUGAAACGUUUCCAUGAGGAGGUAAUGUUUGCUAGCCGGAAUGAUCCGUCUGCGCUGUCGGACGCCAUCAGUCUCGUACUCUGCCUUAUAUUUGAGGUCUAUUUCGUAAGUAAAUCAGUAUUCGACUUCGAGCCCGGCGGUUGCUCCUUGGGGAAGUAUUUGCUGGAUCUUCGAGUGCUGUCCUGCAAUCGCCGCAUUAAUCUGCCGGACGCGGUCGACAUAAUUCCCGCUGGCAACCCUGGCAUCUGCAGAUCUAUUAUUAGAGCAAUUUUGAAGAACUCCGGCAUAUCAAUAUGGUCCUCUCUGUUGCAAAUAGCUCUCACUGGAGAUCCUGUUUUCAGCUACGACCUCUUGGCGGGCACCAUCGUCGUCCAGCUCCCCGAAAUAGAUCAACCAGAGUAA